This is a messenger RNA of Phalaenopsis equestris, 2316 nucleotides long. Its product is annotated as glucose-6-phosphate 1-dehydrogenase, chloroplastic-like. Gene Ontology annotation, biological process: glucose metabolic process; pentose-phosphate shunt, oxidative branch. Gene Ontology annotation, cellular component: chloroplast stroma. The record is from RefSeq and is a predicted model, not a curated record. Gene Ontology annotation, molecular function: NADP binding; glucose-6-phosphate dehydrogenase activity. Lineage: Eukaryota; Viridiplantae; Streptophyta; Magnoliopsida; Asparagales; Orchidaceae. The transcript has 10 exons. The coding region runs from base 261 to 2045 and encodes 594 amino acids.
UUUGGUGGCAUAUUGUAUGAACAAGUUUCAAAACCCUAACCGCGCGAUUAGCACAGCCUUCGCUGAUAAAACCCAGCAGCCCCAUUAAUUAAUCGGCCAACCUUCUUUGAUCGCUGUCAGCCUUGGAAUUGCGCCUACGGCAUUCUCAAGGACCGCUUUGAUGCUCCGGAAGCCUUCUUGUCUUUCGCUUCUUCACCUCGAUUCCUUUCUCAUCUGAGUACCCUUUUCAUCCCCCUUCUCUGCUCUGUCUUCAGAAAUCUAUGGCUCUUUCCUGCUCCAGAUGCCAGUCUUCUUACCGCUUCAGCGGUCUUCGGACUCAGCGAAUAUCAACUUCUUCGGCCCCUUCAUUUCUGUUUUCCCUUCCUAAGCGGGAAUUGGCGAAAAGGAUCUCUUCACGAAGAGAUAAAAAUCGAAACUUGGGACCUAUCUGCAUACAAGAAGAUUUAUUGGCAGCUGCAACUCCGGUGGCUACUAGUAAAGAGGCUGCUUUAAUGAAUGUUGAGAAUGGCGGAUUACCUUCUGUAUGUUCAGAUGAGUCUAGAAUUAAAGCAGUUAAUAGUACCAGCAGGAAGGAUUUCACGGUUAGUAUCACAGUGGUUGGGGCCUCUGGUGAUCUAGCGAGGAAGAAAAUUUUUCCUGCAUUGUUUGCUCUCUUCUACGAGGAUUGCCUGCCGGAGCAUUUUACAAUUUUUGGAUAUGCUAGGAGUAAGAUGGCUGAUGCUGAGUUAAGAACGAUGGUCAGCAAGACCCUCACAUGCCGCAUUGAUAAGAGCGAAAAUUGCAGUGAUAAAAUGGAGCAAUUCCUUCAAAGAUGCUUCUACUAUUCGGGUCAGUAUGACUCUGAGGGAGAUUUUGCAGAGUUAGGCAAUAAGCUGAGGGAGCAUGAGGCUGGGAGAAUCUCAAAUCGCUUAUUCUAUCUGUCUGUCCCUCCAAAUAUAUUCAUAGACGUGGUAAAAUGUGCCAGUAGGUCAGCUUCUUCAUUGAAUGGCUGGACAAGGGUGAUUGUUGAAAAGCCCUUUGGACGUGACUCCGAAUCUUCUGCUGCAUUGACAAGAAACCUUAAACUUUAUUUGGAGGAAGAUCAGAUUUUCAGAAUUGAUCACUACCUAGGAAAAGAACUUGUUGAAAACCUCUCUGUUUUAAGAUUUUCGAAUUUGGUUUUUGAACCUUUGUGGUCGAGGCAGUACAUCCGAAAUGUACAGUUGAUUUUUUCCGAGGAUUUCGGCACCGAAGGCCGAGGAGGAUACUUUGACAACUAUGGUAUAAUCAGAGACAUAAUGCAAAAUCAUCUCCUCCAAAUACUGGCUUUGUUUACCAUGGAAACGCCUGUCAGCCUAGAUGCAGAGGACAUACGAAAUGAGAAGGUGAAAGUUCUUCGUUCCAUGAGACCACUACAGUUAGAUAACGUUGUAAUUGGGCAGUACAAAAGCCAUAAAAAAGGUGGGGUUACUUAUCCGGCCUAUACAGAUGAUAAGACGGUACCAAAGGAUAGUCUUACACCAACAUUUGCUGCUGCUGCUUUAUUUAUUGAUAAUGCGAGAUGGGAUGGGGUACCCUUUCUUAUGAAAGCGGGCAAGGCAUUGCAUACAAAACGAGCAGAGAUAAGAGUACAAUUCAGGCAUGUUCCUGGAAAUUUAUACAAGAGGAGUUUUGGUACAGAUCUUGAUCGAGCUACAAAUGAACUUGUUAUUCGUGUGCAGCCUGAUGAAGCCAUUUACUUGAAAAUCAAUAACAAACUCCCUGGUUUGGGAAUGAGAUUAGAUCGUAGUAACUUGAAUCUACACUAUGCAGCAAGAUACUCUAGAGAGAUACCAGAUGCCUAUGAAAGGCUUCUCCUUGAUGCGAUCGAAGGGGAAAGAAGACUUUUCAUCAGAUCUGAUGAGCUUGAUGCUGCUUGGGCGCUGUUCACUCCUCUUCUGAAAGAUCUGGAAGAGAAGAAGAUUGCUCCGGAGCUCUAUCCUUAUGGCAGCAGAGGACCUGUAGGCGCCCAUUAUCUGGCUGCAAAUUAUAAUGUUCGGUGGGGCGAUCUGAGCUCAGAACACUGAGCUCUGCUUAAUUGUAGCUCUUCAAUUUGUUGCAGAUAUUCUGCAGUUAGAUUAAAGAUUAAAAUAAGAUCUGUUCCGAUUCAAUUGGUGUUUUUAAGAUAUUAGCAGAGGAAAGUAAUUGUUCUAAGUUCUAUUCUGAUAUAUUAUGCAACCUCUUAUUUGAGCAUUGUAACUUGUUUUAGAAAUUUAUGCUUAUGAUGGGAGAAGGUGAUGAAGAUAAUUUUGUACAUCUUUCAUGGGCACAUGUGAAUAUAGAUUCUUUAUAUCAUUA